Messenger RNA from Papilio xuthus (Asian swallowtail), 1814 nucleotides. It is a transcript of the gene S, whose product is annotated as EGF receptor activation regulator Star. Gene Ontology annotation, biological process: endoplasmic reticulum to Golgi vesicle-mediated transport; endosomal transport. Gene Ontology annotation, cellular component: plasma membrane; late endosome membrane; Golgi apparatus. The transcript has 5 exons. Bases 216 to 1196 code for a protein of 326 amino acids. Lineage: Eukaryota; Metazoa; Arthropoda; Insecta; Lepidoptera; Papilionidae. The record is from RefSeq and is a predicted model, not a curated record.
CUUUAAUGACUCACGCGUUCGUUCACCUGUUUAAUGUAUUCAUAUAAAUUCUUUUGUUAUUGUGUUAAAUACAGUAAAGAGCGUGUAGAAAUGAUUUAUUUAUAGUUGGAUAUGGUAGAAUCUCUACAAUAGGGACAAAAUCAUAAUUUUUUUUGUGGAAACUUAAGUGUAGAGUUAUUGUUACACAAGUAUUAAAAACAUUAUAAACUUUAAUUAUGGCAGAAAAAAAGAGUCCAGAAGAAACACUACCUGAACACUCCAAGCCCUGUGAUACAAUGGAGCAAGCGGAGGGCAGUGACAAGAACAUUCCACCGAAGCCUUUACCUGAUAAAACAGUGCCUGUGCCUGUUGUAGUUCCUGUUGUGACUCGGUCUCCUCGUUUGACCAUUCCAUCAUUCACAAAGACAUCACCCAAUGAAUUAUACAGGAAACUACUGCCUGCUGUCUUGUUUCUACUGACUUUUGUUACUGUUAUGACUGUUUUAUUGGUUUAUAUGGAUACAGUGGCUUUGGGCGCACAACAGUUUCGUCUAAACAUGUCUCGUGAUUACGAACUGGCUAAGAUACCACAGGAGUCACCACCUCUUGUCGCUUACGUGAGGCAGUUGCACCUUGCGCCUCGGGCAGCACACGUCCAGCCACCAAACCCUGAACCCACUCCUAGAGUCAAAAUCCUGGAUCAAAUACUUGGAUCGGAGGAACAAGGGACUUUUGUAGAGUUCCUGCCUAAAGGACCGAGGGAUAACACUACAUUGUUUCUUGAGGCAGUACGUGGUUGGGAUGGUGUUGUGGUCAGAGCUGCGGCAAGAGAUUAUUUGGCUUUGAGAGGAGCGGCCAGGGCUUUGCAUGCUUGUCUUAGCCCUACUAAUCAUCCUCGUGAGGUGACAUAUCAAGAGUCGGAGAGCAGUGGGUCUGCGUUCAGGUCUCGUGUGCUCUGUCUACCUCUGUACACGGUGCUGCUGGCUGCGGAGGCGGCGCGUGCGCAGCUGCUGCUGCUGGCGGGGGAGGCUGCGUUGCCCGCACUCACACACCUGCCCUACCACCUGCCGGACUUACAGCUGCAGGUGAUAGAAGUAUUUUCAACGGACGCUUCAUAUCGCAACAAGACGUCAGAAUUCCUCGCCACCAAGAACUAUACAGUAGCGGCCACUUUUGCUGACAGCGUCAUGUACUCGCUCAGUCCACCCCGCAACUGAUACACCUUGAAGGUACACACUCAAUACUUAGGUAUUUUUAUUUUUAACUUAUGAUUACAAUCCACCGCUAACAACCUAGUUUGGUAUACUCGAAACAUAAUUUCACACUAAGGUAGUAUAGCCAGAGUAGUAUAAUUCAGUACUAGUAAUCACUAAGGGAGACUUCUAAAUUUAACUUAAAAUCUCCAUUCAAUUUCUUUAAUUUUGUUGUUAUGCUGUUUUGUGUGUUCAAAUAAUUGUAGUACAUUGUUCUACUGCUAUGUCUUAAUGCUCUACCCUAGUGUGAAAUCAACUUAAGUAAUAUUUCGAGUAAUUUUUAAAUAUUGGCCAUGAUUAAAAUGUUAAUAUUGUUUUUAACAAUUUGAUUUAAUGUUUAAAUUAAUGUGAUCGUCGGCCAUUUUGAAAUGGCGGGAAUUGUGUGUCUGGUUGUUAAUCUCAAAAUGUUUUAAUAUUUAAAGGUAUCUCAAUGAUAAGUGAUGUUAAUUUUAAUUGUGGUCACUUGUGUCCGUAAGUCACGUGACCGUAUGGUCAAAGUGACCAUAUGAUUGUAUAAAAAUAAUUAUUUUUUUUAAUUGUGUCUACGUUUUUUACGUAAUAUAAUAAUUGCAUAAUUUCCAA